This is a messenger RNA of Neohortaea acidophila, 4215 nucleotides long. RefSeq lists its product as uncharacterized. Bases 1 to 4215 code for a protein of 1404 amino acids. The record is from RefSeq and is a predicted model, not a curated record. The transcript has a single exon. Lineage: Eukaryota; Fungi; Ascomycota; Dothideomycetes; Mycosphaerellales; Teratosphaeriaceae.
AUGAAACUUCCGAGACCAGAAGAGGGGCGAGCUGCGGCGUUGCACAGAGUCGACUCAAAAGCGCCAGACUCCGCCCAAACCUCCCAUCUGGACUUGCCAGAAACUCGAGGCUUCACUCCGCCAGUCGCAUAUUACGCGCAGUCUGUUACCCCUUCUACUCGCUAUACCGACUCGCCAUUCAGCCAUGUGCCGACACCCAGCUCUGCAUCGUCGUAUUCCUCCGGUAUGAUAGCACCAAGUCAUUCCGCGCCGAUUCGGCAAAGGCAGCAGAGCCCUGUUCUAGGGCCCCCGCUGGCUAGCAGGCCUACAACCGACAAGAACGACUACACUCGCCUGGGCCUUCCGCCUGCACGAGAAUCGUCAACUUCCUCAUCGAACUCGACGAUCAAAUCCUCGGAACCUCGGUCAGCACUGUCUAGGAAGAAGGCGCCGCAAACCACUAUUCCUCCGUCGGUGUCUCGCAAACCGGUACCGACUGCAUCGCAGCCAUCAUCAAAGAGCAAACCGCAGUCAAAACAACCACCGGCAAAGGCACCAAUCGGUAUUCCACCGGAACUGGCUCACCUCAACGUCGAUCCGCCUGCGGUCACUUCUACCAAUCGAUCUCCUCCACGACGACCAAGUAGAGACGGAACAACAGCGCUGACGGGCAUGAAGAUCGGUUCACCCGUCGUGCAGAGCGAUCUUCCACGUUUGUACACGUCUUACCACAAGCGCACUCCAUCACAGGAAACCCCAACUUCUGCAUCCUCUCCCAGCCUCAAAUCACGAUUCGGAUUCUCUUCCAAACAGUCCUCCCCGAGAAUCGACUCCGCCAUCUCUCCUCCACCUGCUGCCCGUGCCCUCACGCGUGCCCCCAGCUCUGAUCAACUCCCCACCAACCAGCCCCGCCUGAUUCGUAAGGACUCACCAGCCAUUGGACCGACUCCGAGCAAGUCCCCACGCUUCGGCUUCUGGUCGAGAAAACCCAAAGCGGACGAGACCAAACCGAUUGAAAAGCCAUCACGGCCUCCAAGCAAGGGUCCCGCAGCCGGCACAGGCCACGAAGGGUACGGCAGAUUUAGCACGCGAGGGCGUAGUAGCAGUGGAAGCAGCAGUGCUGGCCUUCGCUCGCCAAGCACCACCAGCACCACCAGCAGUCAAGCGAAGCGAAAAUCAAGCAGGAACAGCAGCAUGGCGAGCACCGACGGACUGGAAAUGGACGAUUUCCUCCGCGAACGACUUACUCCUGUCGUUCUUCGUGGGAGCGCCAGCACCGUGAGUAAUGCCACGUCGACUUCUGAUGGGCCUGCUCUGUCGAAGGCGUCUUCCUUGGAUAGCAUCUCUCGACCCCAACUCUUGCCGUCUGCGAUGGACAAUACUGCCGGACGCUCGCCAUCCAAAAGGUCCCCUCAGAAGCGUGCGCCAUUCAGUGAUAGCGAGGAUGAUUUGACGGCUCGUUUCGUUUCUACAACAGAGAAACGACAUGCAGGACAGACCUUGCAACCGGCUGCGGUUCCAAACAAGUCUUCCAGGGACAACCUUGGUGACCGUGCUAUACCACAGACUGUCUCAAACUGGAAAGGCCGAGUCGCCAAUCAUGAAGACAGUGGAGAUGGAUCUGGCAAGGGCCCUCGAAAAUGGAGCUUCUUCCAGCGCACUCAGGCAUCGCCCCGAGAAAAGGGCAAGGCAAAGGCGCCUUCAGUUCCAGAUCUGUCCAGUCACCUUGUGCAUCAGCCAAGUGUUCCGCACUAUGCUAUGCUGGAUCCCGCCACCUCGAUUGGACUGGAAGAGGUCGAGCAGAUCGUACGGGACAAUGAAACUUCGCCGGAAGACUCGACGUCUGAGACGAAUGCGUCAGUCCGGAGUAUACCGUACGGGCUGUCGUCUUUACGGAAGGCCGAGUACUCGAGCGAUGCACACUUCCAUGCUCGGCCUCACCCACCGAGGAUCACAAUCAGAAACGACUCCGCAGAUUCUUCGAAAGUCAGGUACGCCGGAAGCAUGAUACCGCAUCAAGCGCCGCACAUGAUCGAUAUUCGCAGGUCGCCAGACGGCUGGUCUGAGCAGAAAGCCAUGGCUAUCGACCUCAAACCUGUGCCGUCUAUCGCCUCCAGCGCCGUGCACACUCCCGAUACGCCACAGGAAGGAUUCGACUCGCCCGAUCCAGACAAUGCCAAUUCGCCUCGACAGCCCCGACUGUCCCCUAUCGGACGCAUACCCAAGGUAGUCUCAAAGCGAGAUCGCGAGCGCAAGUUGUCAGACAGCUCCUUCUCCCGUCCAUUCGUGCGCACUCAGCCCAAGCCUUCCGUCAAGCCGCCGGGGUCAUUAUACAACCAGAUCCGAGAGCUCGCAAGCCCAACAGAGUCUACUUCGCAACCACUCUCGAGCACGAGCACCACAUCCAACGGAGCAUCGACCGAGAAGCGGAGUAGUUUCAACGCCAGCAAUUUGCGUUCGGAGCCGACGGGACGCGCGAGCGUGGAUGCUUUCGGCAAGUCCGAGUUCUUCGCCUCGCCCCGACGUAAAGACUCCGAUGUGUCGUAUUCGAGCAGUUCUGGGAAUGCUAGUGUCCUGGCUAUCCUAGCCGCACAGCCACCACAGCAAGAGGACAUCUGGGACGAGUAUGACGAUCUGAUGGACGAAGUCACGCUCGGUGAGGGAGCGUCGUUCUCGUCCUUCCAAUACUCCGAUACGUUCUGGAGCAGCCCUGUCUCCCAGGAGUGGCAUCAGCAGUCGGCUGCCAUGGAUCUAGCAAGAUCGCAAACUGUGCCGGCCACUUUGAGCGUCCCGCAGCAAAUUGCGCGUUUCAUGCAGCCAUCUUUCUCGCCUUUGACGACGCCUCAGGUGCUCUCGGAGUUCUUUGAGAAUUACGGGCGCCGCAGCACGAGCACGAUGAAUGGCGGAGAAUCGAUCAGAUCGAGCAUAUUGAAGCCUCUACCUCUCGAACCGCGCACGGCGAAUUUAGACAAGGCCUCAGAAACCAACCGCUCCAUGCUGCCUCGAAGCAAUCGAUCUAGCCUUCCGCGAAGUAAUCGAUCCAGCCUACCGAGCGCACGUGGUAGUAUAGCCUCUUCGAAACGCACAUCGACCCAUUCCCGCUCGGCAUCCCUACCAGAGAAUCCCGGCCGACAUUCGCAAUCAAGUCUGACUCCCAGCGGCCGACUCAACCGCGACACCCAACUCCUCGACAUUGUCGAAGUCGACGGCGACGAAGAGAGCGCGACAGCGAAUCUGCGCUACGCCGCCCUCACCACCAGCAAAUGGCUGUCCUUUGGCCGCGUGCUCUUCAGCCCCGCGCACCACGAAAUGCGACCAGCGGACGACCCGCGCAUCCUCAUCAUCGAUGGGCUGGGAAGUGACUGGUCCUACUACGUCGCCGCAACCUACCCAACGGCCGUAGUCUACAAUCUCGGCCCCCCAGCGCCACCCAGCUUCACCGACUGGCCGGGCGUGCUCAACGAGCCCCCUCCCCUCAACCACCGCCACAUCUCCCACUCCUCCAUAUCCGCCGCCUUCCCCUUCCCCAAAGGCUUCUUCACCGCCGUCGUCUUCCGCUUCCCGCUUGCCACAAGCGACACCGCCUACCAAGCGUGCAUCUUCGAGUGCAAGCGGGUGCUGCGCCCGGGCGGCUUCCUCGAAGUCGCAGCGCUGGAUCUCGAUCUGAUGAAUAUGGGGAAUUUGGCGCGCAAGGAGCUCCGGGGGUUGAAGACGCGCCUGCAGUCUCGCGAUCGGGAUAUUGGUCUGCGCAAUUUGAGCGAUAUGCUUGUUCGCUUGAUUGGGAGGCGGGGCUUUGAGGAUCUUCAGAGGUGUAUUGUUGGCGUGCCGGUUGCGGGCCAGAUUCGGAAGAGCCAGGAUAUCAGUAGCGUGGGGUCCGCGGAGGGUGCGAAGACCAAACGAGGAGACGACAGACCAAGUCUAGAGGUCGAGCUUGCGGAUCUAUUCGAGGAUGCCCGUGCGCAGCAACCGUAUUCGGGAGCGAGCCAGAGCAAGCUCCACGACAAGACCACCGACAACGACGACACGGAGGACAACACGAUCAAAAUGGUAGCCAAAGUCGGACGAUGGUGGUACUCGACGUGCUACGAGCGGCCGCACCUCCUGCGCACCGACGACAGCAUUUGGAACGACACGGCGCUGCUGCGCGAGUGCGAGAAGCAAGGCACGAGUUUCCGGCUGUUGAUCUGCUAUGCGCAGAAGCCGGCGCAGACGAAGCGGCGGACUGUCAGUGUGUGA